UGUAAUGUGUCCUGUUGCCAUUCGACGUCGAGAGUUCACAUGACCAGUUUGUAGCCAGUCAACAGUACGCCGGUAAUAAUAACGGGAAAGCGUGGGAACCCAAAAUCUGCAUAUGACUUCAACAAAUAUCGACAAAGCUCCGGUUUCCGACUUUGACGAUGUUGAACUAGAAACUCGGACAUCCGUGAACGAAGAUACAAGAACUGAACCGUUGAAAAUGAAGGCUGACGUGGCAGAGGGUUCCCGGCUCAAAUUGUUGGUGUGCUUUCUGGGGAUUUUCGUGAGUUAUUUCUUUUACGGGCUGGUGCAAGAAAAAGUUACUCGGGGUAAAUACGGCGAGGGCGCAGAAGCUGAAUAUUUUACAUAUACGUUAUCUUUGGUGUUUUCACAGUGUAUUAUUAAUGCACUCGUUGCAAAAGCAGUUAUUCAAUAUGUAAAGCCGUCUCCAGAUACAACUCUGAAUACUUAUUAUGCAGCUUGCUCAUUUACAUAUAUUGGUGCCAUGGUAGGCAGUAAUUGGGCUCUACGCUAUGUCAGUUAUCCUACACAGGUAUUAGGGAAGUCAUGUAAACCAAUACCAGUGAUGAUACUGGGUGUAAUAUUUGCCAGAAAACGUUAUAAUCUUGCCAAGUAUUUGUGCGUCUUAUUGAUCGUAAUAGGCAUCACGUUAUUCAUGUAUAAAGAUAACGUGUCUAGUAAAGACGAUGAUCAUACAUUUGGUAUGGGUGAAAUGCUCUUGAUACUAUCACUGACUCUGGAUGGUGCUACUGGGGCAAUACAGGAACGAAUGAGAAGUGAACAUAAGACUGCACCACAUCCAAUGAUGUUCAACAUGAAUCUAUGGUCUAUGUUGUAUUUGGCUGUAGGUAUUCUAUUAACUGGUGAAGCCAUUCCGUUUCUUGGCUUUGUUUCAAGACAUCCUGAUGUGAUUCCUCUAAUGGUAUUAUUUGGAUGUACAAGUGCCAUAGGACAAAUAUUCAUUUUUAUAACUGUAUCCGUUUAUGGGCCCCUUAUGUGUUCCAUUAUUACGACAACAAGAAAGUUCUUCACCAUUUUAGCGUCUGUUAUCAUCUUCGUCAACCCGUUAUUAGCCAGGCAGUGGCUUGGCGUCCUCAUGGUGUUUGCUGGACUUGGCGUCGACAGCGUUUACGGAAAAACACAAACCAAGCCGAAGCCGAAGUCUAAAGAGCAUUCGGAAAAUGUUUAAAAUGAAGACAAGCAAAGUGCACCAGUAAUGCUGCUGUGGACGAGUGGCAAAUAAUUCUAAGUUCCAAAUAUGAUUGAGUUGCAGGAGGCCAUUUUGAUUUAACAUAGUGUUGACGUGAAACACAACUUCAGGGCUUGUACAUAAAGUGAUGUUUCAAGUCGGACUAAUCAGAGAGCGGCUUAUUUGUUGACUGUGUUUUUUCAAUGUAUCAUAUUCUACUUUUUAUAUAUGCUUUGACUCGUCUGCAAUUUUAGAUACACUUCUCUGAUUUAUUGAGUCAGCCGUUGGUAACUGACUGGUGCAUUCUGGGAGAAUGCUCCCAGAAUGCUCAAUGAUGUCUGAAUAUGGCGAGACGAUUUUCAAUCCACGCAUGCUAAUUUGCAUAUUGUUAAAUGAUGACAUGUAUAAACAAAUUUUGAAAAUGCCCUGUUCGACAUGACAUUGAAAAUAACUGGCUUCUGGGCUGUGCAAUCAGCCUAUCGAUGUUGCUC
Saccoglossus kowalevskii is the source of this 1698-nucleotide messenger RNA. Its product is annotated as solute carrier family 35 member B1-like. The record is from RefSeq and is a predicted model, not a curated record. Lineage: Eukaryota; Metazoa; Hemichordata; Enteropneusta; Harrimaniidae. Gene Ontology annotation, molecular function: UDP-glucose transmembrane transporter activity; UDP-galactose transmembrane transporter activity. Gene Ontology annotation, biological process: UDP-galactose transmembrane transport. Gene Ontology annotation, cellular component: endoplasmic reticulum membrane; Golgi membrane.